Messenger RNA from Poecilia reticulata (guppy), 1066 nucleotides. RefSeq names its product CWC15 spliceosome associated protein (gene cwc15). The record is from RefSeq and is a predicted model, not a curated record. Gene Ontology annotation, molecular function: RNA binding. NCBI's taxonomy places the organism in Eukaryota, Metazoa, Chordata, Actinopteri, Cyprinodontiformes, Poeciliidae. Gene Ontology annotation, biological process: mRNA cis splicing, via spliceosome. Gene Ontology annotation, cellular component: catalytic step 2 spliceosome.
AUGAACGCAUCUUCUUUUUUUUUUUAAUAUGUUUAUUCCGGAAAUGACGCCACACGGAUUCGAGAAGCUGUCUUUUGUCGUGUGCUAGCAGCCUGAGCCGUCCAAGAUGACUACAGCUGCAAGACCCACGUUUGAGCCUGCGAGAGGAGGCAGGGGGAAAGGAGAGGGAGAUCUGAGUGCUCUUUCCAAGCAGUAUUCCAGCCGAGAUCUUCCAGGUCAUACAAAGAUAAAGUACAGGCAACCCACCCAGGAUGCCCCCGAGGAGGUGCGUGCCCGUGACUUCCGCAGGGAGCUGGAGGAGAGGGAACGUGUCGCUUCCCGUGACAAGACCAGAGAGAGGGGACCCAGAGAACACACCACAUCCUCAUCAUCAUCCUCUUCAUCAUCUUCAAAGAGGCCCAGACUGGAUCAAAUCCCAGCAGCAAACCUUGAUGCAGAUGACCCUCUGACUGACGAUGAUGAAGAUGAAGACUCUGAGGACGACAGUGAUGAUGAUGACACCGCUGCCCUCCUGGCUGAACUGGACAAGAUCAAGAAAGAGCGAGCUGAGGAGCAAGAACGCAAAGAGCGAGAGCAGAAGGCAGAAGAAGAAAGGAUUCGAAUGGAAAAUAUCUUGAGUGGCAACCCCCUAAUUAACUUGGCCGGCCAGCAGCAACAGAACCAAGCUCAAAAUACAUUUAGAGUCAAAAGGAGGUGGGAUGACGAUGUGGUGUUUAAAAAUUGUGCCAAAGGAGUGGAUGAGGCACGGAAAGAGAAACGCUUCAUCAACGAUACGCUGCGCUCAGAGUUCCACAAGAAAUUUAUGGAAAAAUAUGUAAAGUAAAGGACUUGCUCUGUGCUUUAUUGGAUCAUUUGUAUCAUCUUUGGUCUACAACCCUCAAAUGGUAGACAGCAUCUGCUGCCAUUGAAAUUCAUUAGACCUUGCAGAGUAAACAGGUAAAUGGCUGUAUAUAAAUGAGGUGCAUCCUUUGUUUAAAUUUUGUGAGAACGUUUUAAAAUGUGAUUUAACAUUUAUUUCUGUGGUUUAUUUUUUAUUUCAAUAAACAAUGACUUGGCUCACAGUGUG